AAAAAUUCAAAGGUCACAACUGUUGUCAAUAAGACAGACAUGAUAGAUACAACUUAUCGAUUUUUUAAAAUGGAAAUUUUAGCAGGAGAAAAUAAUAUGAUUACAGAAGUGAAAGAAAGUAAUUGUAGAUUUCGCUUUGACUUUUCACAAGUGUAUUGGAAUUCACGAUUGCAUACUGAACAUGGCCGUUUAUUGUCAAUGUUUAAAAAGGGUGAUGUGUUUGCUGGUGUUGGUCCAUUUGCAAUUCCAGCUGCUAAAAAAGGGUGCAUCGUGUAUGCAAAUGAUUUAAAUCCUGCAUCAUACAAUUAUCUUAUGGAAAAUAUUAAGUUAAACAAGGUUCAUGACAAAGUUUAUCCUUAUAAUUUGGAUGGAAAAUUAUUUAUAAGUAAGGCUGUGUUGGAUCUACAAAAAGCAUUUAAUGACGGAAUAAAAUCGUCCAAAACUUCAAAA
Molecule: messenger RNA, 450 nt
Organism: Scutellospora calospora
Lineage: Eukaryota; Fungi; Glomeromycota; Glomeromycetes; Diversisporales; Gigasporaceae
Source: the annotation of a GenBank genome assembly